AUGGCGCUGCCUGGGCUGUGGCUCCUGCUGCUGCUGCUGCUGCUGCUGAUAGUUGGCACCCGCUGGCUGUGGGGUCACUGGAAGCUCUGGAACCUCCACCUCCCACCUCUGGCCCCGGGAUUUCUGCACUUUCUACAGCCGAACCUCCCUAUCUACCUGCUUGGCCUCACUCAGAAACUCGGACCUGUCUACAGGAUCCGCAUGGGGCUGAAAGAUGUGGUGGUGCUGAAUUCUAAUAGGACCAUUGAGGAGGCCCUGAUCCAAAAACGGGUGGACUUUGCCGGCCGACCCUGGAUAAUAUAUGAAAAGCUAGACUUGGACUUGUCACUAGGCGACUACUCUCUAAUGUGGAAGGCCCAUAAGAAACUCUCGCGCUCAGCUCUGAUCCUGGGUGUGCGAGACUCCAUGGAGCCCCUGGUAGAGCAGGUGGCCCAGGAAUUCUGUGAGCGCAUGAGAGCCCAGGCUGGCACCCCCGUGGCUAUCCAUGAGGAAUUCUCUUUACUCACGUGCAGUGUCAUCUGCGGCCUCACUUUCGGAGACAAGGAUGACACUCUGGUACACACCAUUCACAGCUGUGUCCAAGACUUGUUGCAAGCCUGGAACCACUGGUCCAUCCAAAUCUUGGAUGUAAUUCCCUUUCUUAGGUUCCUCCCCAAUCCAGGCCUCUGGAAGCUGAAUCGGCUCCAGGAGACGAGGGACCACAUUGUAAAGCAGCAGCUGAGGCGGCACAAGGACAGCCUGGUAGCCGGCCAGUGGAAGGACAUGAUUGACUACAUGCUUCAUGGGCUGGAGCAGCAAAGAGAGGGCGCAGGACUGCUCCGGGAAGAGCACGUGCACAUGUCAGUGGUGGACCUUUUCAUCGGCGGCACCGAGACCACAGCCACCACACUCUCCUGGGCUGUGGCCUUCCUGCUUCAUCACCCUGAGAUCCAGAAGCGACUACAGGAAGAAUUAGACCUCAAGUUGGGCCCCAGUGCCCCCAGCUCCCAGCUCCUGUACAAGAACCGAAUGCAGUUGCCUUUACUUAUGGCCACCAUCACCGAGGUGCUGCGCCUGCGGCCCGUGGUGCCCCUGGCCUUGCCCCAUCGCGCCACUCGGGCUAGCAGCAUCUCUGGCUAUGACAUCCCCAAGGACACAAUCGUCAUCCCCAACAUCCAAGGCGCCAACCUGGAUGAGAUGGUCUGGGAACUGCCCAGCCAGUUCCAGCCUGAUCGCUUCCUGGAACCUGGCAAGAACCUCAGAACGCUAUCCUUUGGCUGUGGGGCACGCGUGUGCUUGGGAGAGCCUCUGGCACGAGUGGAGCUCUUUGUGGUGCUGGCGCGCCUUCUCCAGGCCUUCACGCUGCUGCCACCACCAGAUGGCACCCUGCCCUGCCUAAAGCCCCAGAAUUAUGCUGGUUUCAAUCUCUUGAUUAAUCCCUUCCAGGUGUUGCUGCAGCCCAGGAACCUGGUGCCCCAAGACCAGGGCCAGACCCCUUGACAGGAUAGGACCAGUACCAGCCUCGUGCCUCAGUUUCUCCUUUAUUGCUCCGUUACCAACCCCUCCCCUCCCCCCUGUAAACAUGGUGCUGUGAGGUCGUGGUAGAGAAGGCUUCCUUGGUGAGCUAGGCAGUAGAGGCACACGGGCUCUUCUCUGGGCACGACCUCUCAGUGCUCGGCAGUCAUACCGGGGUUGUGAGCGAAGUGGGCAGCAGGCUCAGCUCCCCCUGGCGGGGGCCUGGAAGUUUCUGGGUCUCAGCUUCAUUUCCGUGAAGGGCACGGAGAACUCAAAACCCUUCCAGUGGUACCAGCUCACUCCCUGAGGGAAGGAGAGUCAAAGCCACCACCUCAUCAAUGGCACUCGUUCAUCCCCACCCUGCUUCUGCAGGUGACCCCCCAGGGACCCACCCAACUUCCUCAUGCUCCCUGCCUAACCCUCAGCCGCAAGGACUGAGGCUUAAUCCUGAACUGGUGCCUUCU
This is a messenger RNA of Peromyscus eremicus (cactus mouse), 1958 nucleotides long. RefSeq names its product steroid 21-hydroxylase. The coding region runs from base 1 to 1479 and encodes 492 amino acids. Gene Ontology annotation, molecular function: heme binding; steroid 17-alpha-monooxygenase activity; iron ion binding. The record is from RefSeq and is a predicted model, not a curated record. NCBI's taxonomy places the organism in Eukaryota, Metazoa, Chordata, Mammalia, Rodentia, Cricetidae. The transcript is spliced from 10 exons. Gene Ontology annotation, biological process: hormone biosynthetic process; progesterone metabolic process.